Molecule: messenger RNA, 1421 nt
Organism: Camelina sativa (false flax)
Lineage: Eukaryota; Viridiplantae; Streptophyta; Magnoliopsida; Brassicales; Brassicaceae
Product: coproporphyrinogen-III oxidase 1, chloroplastic
Cellular component (GO): chloroplast stroma; cytoplasm
Molecular function (GO): coproporphyrinogen oxidase activity
Source: RefSeq, a predicted model, not a curated record
UCAAAACCAGUGGACGACGACGACUUCUUAUCACUUUAAACAUCGUCGUCUCCAUCAUCUUCUUCAAUUCUUCAACAUCUCAAAAAUCCAAAUUGGGAUCAAAACCAUGGCUUCUCACUCUUCGACGCUCCUCUCUUCUCCUACCUUCGCUCCUUUCUCCUCUCAUCGUCUCCAUCAUUCUCCCAAUCUCUCUACUCUCCGCUUCUCCAAUCCAAUCAGGAGCAACAAACCAAAUCUCGCCUUGCGAUGUUCAGUCUCGAUUGAGAAAGAAGUCCCCGAAACUGAACGACCCUUUACUUUCCUUAGGGAUUCUGAUGACUCCUCUCAAUCUUCUUCUACUUCUUCUCCUAAGUUUAAAGAAGAUGUUUGGUCUCGACCUGGUGGAGGAGGUGGGAUCAGUCGUGUUUUGCAGGAUGGUAAUGUCUUUGAGAAAGCUGGUGUUAAUGUCUCUGUCGUCUACGGUGUUAUGCCUCCUGAAGCUUAUAGAGCUGCAAAGGGCUCAGCUUCUGAUCAGAAACCUGGUCCCGUUCCCUUCUUCGCCGCUGGAGUUAGCUCUGUUUUGCAUCCCAAGAACCCUUUUGCCCCAACUCUUCAUUUCAAUUAUCGCUAUUUCGAGACAGAUGCUCCGAAGGAUGUUCCUGGAGCUCCGAGGCAAUGGUGGUUUGGUGGUGGCACUGAUUUCACUCCUGCUUAUAUCUUUGAAGAAGAUGUCAAGCAUUUCCAUUCGAUUCAAAAGCAAGCCUGUGACAAAUUCGACCCUUCCUUCUAUCCCCGAUUCAAGAAGUGGUGUGAUGACUACUUUUACAUCAAGCACCGUGAUGAGAGACGAGGACUUGGAGGAAUAUUUUUUGAUGAUCUUAAUGACUAUGAUCAGGAAAUGCUUCUCUCAUUUUCCACUGAAUGUGCAAACUCAGUGGUUCCGGCUUAUAUACCUAUAGUAGAGAAAAGGAAAGACAUGGAAUUCACAGAGCAGCACAAAGCAUGGCAACAGUUGCGAAGAGGGCGAUAUGUCGAAUUUAACUUGGUAUAUGAUCGUGGAACGACAUUUGGUUUGAAGACAGGAGGACGAAUAGAGAGCAUUCUCGUUUCUCUUCCGCUUUCAGCAAGAUGGGAAUAUGAUCAUAAACCGGAAGAGGGCACCGAAGAGUGGAAGCUAUUGGAUGCUUGUAUCAACCCGAAGAAGUGGAUCUAGAUUCUAUAGGCUGUGUUUCAUUGUUUGAGAAGAGUGAGUUUAUUUCCGUUGUUUCUUGUAAGUUUUGGCAAGUUUAGAUGACUGAAGAGGAGAAGGGAAAGAGAGUAAGGUGCUAUGAAUGUGUUAACUUGCGUCUGAAACAGUAGUUUCGUUUCGUUUCUUUGCAGUGGCAAUGAAGACAGACUUAGAGCAAUGUUUCAAAGUUCAAUUUUACAAAUGCAUAUAUAUA